AUGUCUUUUUUUAAUGGUAUGGAUUUUAAUCUAUUAUAUUAUCUUUCAUUAGGAUGUCUUGGAAAAAAUUCUUCAUUUAAAAUAAAUGAUAAAACAUAUCGUACAUUAAAAUUACUAGCAACUGGAGGUUUUGGACAAGUUUAUCUUGUUGAACAUGAUUCAAAAAAAUAUGCUUUAAAACAUAUGGAAACUAAUUCAACAUAUCUAGUUAAUAGAAUUAAAAAAGAAAUUGAACUUCAUCAAUCAUUUGAUCAUAAAAAUAUUUUAAAACUUUUAGACUACCAAAUAGAUAUUACACUAACAGGUGAUGGAGGAAAUUUUUUAAUGUUAAUGCCUUACAUUAAACAUGGAACAUUACAAGAUGAGUAUGAUAUUUUAAAUAAAGGAGAAAUUAAAACAUAUAUAAGUAUAGAUAGGAUAAAAAAAUUUUUUCAUGAUAUAUUAGAAGGUGUAAAUUAUCUUCAUCAUAGAAAUCCUAUUGUUAUACAUAGAGAUUUAAAACCAGCUAAUUUGUUAAUAAAUGAAAAAGAUACUAUUUUAAUAAUGGAUUUUGGUUCAGCAACAGAAAAUAUAGAAACAAUAAUAGAUUCUAAACAUAGUAGAAAGAUGAUUGAUGAAGCUAAUGAGUUAUGUUCAAUGCCAUAUAGAGCAUGUGAACUUUUUAAUUGUGAAGUUGGAACAGAAUUAAAUGAAAAAAUUGAUAUAUAUAGUUUAGGAUGUAUACUUUUUUCAUUAUUUCACUUAAGAGGUCCAUAUGACUUGGAGUAUCAAAAAGGUGGAAGUUAUGCAUUGGGAAGUAAUAGUGGAGUUGUACGUUUUGAUGCAAAUUUAAAUAUUCCAGAAGAUAUUAAAAAUCUUAUUAAAAAAAUGAUGAAUGUUAAUUAUAUAGAUAGACCAUCAACAGAAGAAAUUUUAAAAUUAUUUUUGGAUAUCAAAUUUUAA
Messenger RNA from Strongyloides ratti, 942 nucleotides. RefSeq names its product Serine/threonine-protein kinase 16. The transcript has 2 exons. NCBI's taxonomy places the organism in Eukaryota, Metazoa, Nematoda, Chromadorea, Rhabditida, Strongyloididae. Gene Ontology annotation, molecular function: protein serine/threonine kinase activity; ATP binding. Gene Ontology annotation, biological process: protein phosphorylation. Gene Ontology annotation, cellular component: cytoplasm; Golgi apparatus. The coding region runs from base 1 to 942 and encodes 313 amino acids. The record is from RefSeq and is a predicted model, not a curated record.